Molecule: messenger RNA, 2115 nt
Organism: Indicator indicator
Lineage: Eukaryota; Metazoa; Chordata; Aves; Piciformes; Indicatoridae
Gene: WASF2
Product: WASP family member 2
Exons: 8
Coding region: 7-1509 (500 amino acids)
Biological process (GO): positive regulation of Arp2/3 complex-mediated actin nucleation; actin cytoskeleton organization
Cellular component (GO): cytoskeleton
Molecular function (GO): protein kinase A regulatory subunit binding; Arp2/3 complex binding; actin binding
Source: RefSeq, a predicted model, not a curated record
GCCACCAUGCCUCUGGUGACGAGGAACAUCGAGCCAAGGCACCUGUGCCGUCAGACGCUGCCCAGCGUGCCCAGCGAGCUGGAAUGCAUGACCAACAUCACCCUGGCAAAUGUCAUCCGACAGCUGGGCAGCCUGAGUAAAUUUGCAGAGGACAUCUUUGGAGGGUUGUUCACUCAGGCCAGCACCUUCGCCUCCCGGGUCAGCGUCCUGGUCGAGAGAGUCGACCGCCUGCAAGUCAAAGUCACUCAGCUGGACCCCAAAGAGGAGGAAGUCUCCCUGCAAGGCAUUAACACCAGGAAGGCCUUCAAAAGCUCCACUACUCAGGACCAGAAGCUCUUUGACAGAGAUUCUCUCCCUGUGCCUGUCCUUGAAACCUACAGGACCUGCAAUACUCCUCCACCCCUCAACAUUCUCUCACCUUACAGGGAUGAUGGCAAAGAAGCUCUUAAAUUUUACACAGAUCCUUCAUAUUUCUUUGACCUUUGGAAAGAGAAAAUGCUUCAGGACACCAAGGAUAUUAUGAAAGAGAAGCGGAAGCACAGGAAAGAGAAGAAGGAGAACCCCAACCGGGGAAACGUCAACCCACGGAAGAUCAAAACCCGGAAGGAAGAGUGGGAGAAGCUGAAAAUGGGGCAGGAGUUUGUGGAGUCCAAGGACAAGCAUGGCCCUGCUGGGUACCCUCCUGCCACGGUCUAUCAGAACGGCAGCAUUGGUUCCAAUGAGAGCAUGGAUGGGAGCUGCUACCCCCCCCCGCCGCAGGCUGACUCCAUUGUGCCACCACCUCCCUCCUUCCCAGAUGACAGCCUGCCUCCACCCCCGGUGGAAUUUAGCUAUCCUGCAGACAACCAAAGAGGUUCUGGUUCUGGAGGGCCCAAGCGAUCCAGCCUGGUCAGCCCCAGCCACCCGCCGCCGGCGCCUCCCAUCAGCUCCCCCUCCGCAGCCAGGCCUGGCUUUGCUCCCCCUCCAGCACCACCUCCACCACCACCACUGAUGGGAAACAUCCCUCCUCCACCACCUCCCGUGGGCUUCCCAUCCCCAGGAACCCCACCGCCCCCCUCAUCCCCUUCUUUCCCUCCUCACCCCGAGUUUGCUGCCCCCCCGCCACCACCACCCCCUCCGGCAGCCGAAUACAGCAGUGUGCUGCCAGCUGCACUGCCACAGCUGCCUGGGGGCAAUGUGCCACCUCCCCCACCACCACCACCUCCCCCUGGGCCACCACCUCUGUCUUCUGGUGGCCUGGAUGGUCCCCCACCCCCUCCUCCACCCUCAGACACCUCUGCCUCCAAGCCCAAGUCAUCCCUGCCUGCGGUUAGCGAUGCCAGGAGUGAUCUGCUCUCAGCCAUUCGCCAAGGCUUCCAGCUGCGCAAGGUGGAGGAGCAGAGGGAGCAGGAGAAGAGGGACGUUGUGGGCAACGACGUGGCCACCAUCCUGUCACGCCGCAUCGCCGUGGAGUACAGCGACUCGGAGGACGACUCCUCGGAGUUCGAUGAGGACGAGUGGUCGGAUUAGCCACACUCCCACCCCCUGCCUCCCCUCCUCUUCUGCCUUAACAUCUUAAAGAAUCAGAUGGCCAAACCUUCCACCACUUCCUUUUUUCACCCCAUAACCAAAGAUGUGCCAAGGGGGUUCAUACAACCAGCAGCAGAUCUUCCCUCGCCCUCCCCCUCCAGCCUUGGCAGGACUCUGGGCGCUCCUUACGGACACUGAGGGUGCGGUGCUGGGGUGUAGCUGGAGGGGCUGUAAGGGUUUGCUUAUUGAAAAGAGAGCUCUAAGCCUCCAGGUCCUUGGUGCCAGCAGGCAGAGCACACAGCAGCCCUGCAUCUUGAAGGAGUCAAGAUGGAUGAUGCUGUGGCAGCCACGCGGAUGAAGGACACCUCCAGCUGCCUUGCUCCUUGCACCCUCAGCCAGCUGAGCCCAUGGCCCUUCCUUCCCAGUGCAUACUGGGAGUGCUGCAAGAAAAUGGCCUUUAAAUGUCACUCCUCUGCUGCACCCCCACUGACAAACAAGCAGGUUUUGGCAGCAGUGCACAAUUCUUGCUCCUUAGUAUUAUUUGCAGACCACCCUGCCUGGGCUGCACCUCCGGGCCCAGGGGCUGCAGAGGGCAUUGGGUGCAGU